CCUCCCGAGUCCUGAGCCUGACCCGGUGACCCGAGUAGACUCGGCGGCGGCGGCGGCGGCGACGACGACGACGAUGAUGCUGAGGGCGCGGGGGGCGGCGGGUGCACUGCUCCGCCUCGCCGGCGCCACAGCCGGUGUCCAGAGUGGCGGUGCCCCUCAGCUCGCGCGCGCGGCAUUCACUCGCGGCUUCCUGGAUCUCCACAAGAUGGCGAACAAGGAGGCCAUCGAGAAGGAGAAGGCCAGGCUUAAGGAUGAGAUGAGUAGGGGCUACUUCGCGGACAUCUCCGAGAUCCGCAAGAACCAUGGCAAGAUUGCAACUGCAAGUAAGGUUAUCAUCCCGGAGGUUGAUGCUAUGAAGUUUCCUGAUCUGGCUGUGGAGUCCCCUUAUGGUGGGGCUUUGCACCUGCCUCUUGUUGUGCCUGCUCUACAAGAUGAUGACGUUGAGGCUGGUGAUGGUGUCAUUCCUGAUGCUUCAUUGGUCUGCCUUUCCUUUCGUGCAAGCUCUCAGAAAAUGGCAGAAUCAUGGAGUUCACCUUUCCUGGAUGCAUUCAGUGCUGACAAAAACAUUCAUGUUUAUGAGGUCUCAUUUAUAGAUUCUUGGUUAUUAUCAUCGGGUCCUGUGAGACGAGCAUUCCUCAAGGUGAUGAGGAAAUCUAACAAUCCUCGCAGACAUGUCGUGUAUGCUUUUGGGGACCAUUAUGACUUCCGAAAGAAGCUUCAGAUUAUAAACUUUCUUACCGGAUACAUAUACCUGGUCGACCGUGAAGGAAGAAUAAGAUGGCAAGGCUUUGGAUCCGCAACAGAAGAAGAGUUGUCGUCCCUAACAGCAUCUGCCUCCAUUUUGUUAGAUGAAAAAUGAGAUGGGGUUGGUACUUAUUUUUCCCUUGUAACAUUUGGUGGAUGAAAUUUUGUUUCAUAGCAACUUCAAAGUGAUUUCUACCUUCUCAUUCGGCAAAUUGAGGCAUUUCUUUCACUGCUGUUAAUAAGCGUGGGAUGGCUGGUUUUUUGGUAACAACUACGAUUGUUCGAGGAUGCAGCAUGGAUAUUCUGGUGCCAAAUGAUUUCCAUGCCUUAUGUAACAGUUUACAGGAACGCAAAUCCUAACUUCUGUGGUUAAUAAGACUGCUGACCUGAUUACGGGUUUUGAUA
Panicum hallii is the source of this 1149-nucleotide messenger RNA. Its product is annotated as mitochondrial ATPase complex subunit ATP10. The record is from RefSeq and is a predicted model, not a curated record. Lineage: Eukaryota; Viridiplantae; Streptophyta; Magnoliopsida; Poales; Poaceae. Gene Ontology annotation, biological process: mitochondrial proton-transporting ATP synthase complex assembly. The transcript is spliced from 7 exons. The coding region runs from base 74 to 859 and encodes 261 amino acids. Gene Ontology annotation, cellular component: mitochondrial inner membrane.